GUCUCAAAUAUAGACUGGCCCCAGCCGCCGCCAACAACGAACUACUCACAACUAGACCAACAAUAAUACAAUCACGUUUCAAGAUACAACUGUCUGUUAUCACUAAAAAUGGCUGAGCGAUUACACCAUAAUCGACUAACACAAGCUCCUGUCGAUCUAAAUGUGCUGUGCAAAACUGUGUUUUAUGUGGUGUAAGUGAGUAGUGUUUCAAAAAUGUCAUCGGCUUCGUCCAUCGCGGGAAGAAAAUUGGUUCUAAGCACACUUCUUGAGACUGAUCACUACGAAAGCCUUAUCAAGGAGCUGACAUGUACAAAAUGCAAUAAAUAUAUGAAGCCACCGAUAUAUCUAUGCGUGGAUGGACAUAGUAUAUGUGGGCCGUGCUACGAGAAGAGCUACCAGUGUCACAUAUGCCAAAAAGAAUUCGCACUGAUCCGACCAAUGUCACUGGAGUCGCUAGCUAACAAAGUGCUAUUUCCUUGCACCAACGCCGGCUGUCCGAAGCACGCCACCAUUUCUCAGCUGGAGAAGCACACGCCCAGCUGCCAGUUUCGGAUCAUCAACUGUUUUAUGGCCAGGGUUUAUGGUAAUUGCGCGUGGGAGGGUCGAGCUGGUGACUGGAUGGACCAUUGCUUCGCGGAUCACAAACAGAAAGUAAAAGAACUACCUUUUAUCACUGUGAAAGAUAAGUGGGACGCUAAGAGGACGGAACCUGUGCUCAAUUAUUUCCUGUUAAAAUGUUUUGAUAGGAUAUUUAAUGUUUACCAGAUUUAUGACAAGAGAGGAGGUAGGAUGAUGUGGACUGUCUUAGUAAAUGACGAACAGGCUGAUAAGUUUUACUUCGAGGUAGACAUAUUUCUACCAAAUCUUCCAAGCAAAAAGAUUGUUUAUAGGCGUCCAUGCAAGUGUGAAAAGGAUGCCGAUUUUCUAGAGCACACUCAAAAUGUGUACAUUCCUGUUGAAAAUAUUUUCUCGAUGCUCGAUGAAAGCGAGUCUGUUAAUUUUACGGUUAGAAUCGGAGAGGUUGAAAGUCUGGCAUUGUUGGAGACGCCUGCUACAAGCGAAAGUUUUAUUCGGCUCAACGAUGAAGAUCACAAAGAGGAUUAAAUAAUGUAAUACAAUUUAAAUAAUUAAUUUUGUA
Messenger RNA from Maniola jurtina (meadow brown), 1138 nucleotides. Its product is annotated as E3 ubiquitin-protein ligase siah-1-like. Gene Ontology annotation, biological process: multicellular organism development; proteasome-mediated ubiquitin-dependent protein catabolic process. Bases 214 to 1104 code for a protein of 296 amino acids. Gene Ontology annotation, molecular function: ubiquitin conjugating enzyme binding; zinc ion binding; ubiquitin protein ligase activity. Lineage: Eukaryota; Metazoa; Arthropoda; Insecta; Lepidoptera; Nymphalidae. The transcript is spliced from 7 exons. Gene Ontology annotation, cellular component: cytoplasm. The record is from RefSeq and is a predicted model, not a curated record.